GGAGGGAUCCAUGCAUGGCGCCGGGAGCCGCAUUCGCCGCCUCCACAGUGGCGACGCCAUCGUCUGCCGCCUGAUCCAGGUCCGCCACGGCAAAGGUACCAAAUGGCCGCUCGAGUACUCGCGCAAGAAGUGGUUCUUGGGGCCGCCCAAGCUCCCGCCCGAGAUUGUCGAGUGGCACGAACAGGUGAAGCAGGCGGAGAUGGAUCGGAUCGAAGCCACGCGCCCGGACGUCGUCCCGCCCCAGCCCCGGAUCCGGGGCUCCUCCCACAUUGCCGUGACGCUCCCCAGGGUCCACGCCCUCAAGAAAAAAAGAGGAUUGGCAGCCAGGAGAGAGGAAGACGAAGAAAUAGCGGAAGAACAAGAGAAGAAGAUGGAAGACAAAGAAGAAGAGGAUGGAGAGUGCGAAGAAGAGAGGAGGCGGAAGGAUGAGAAGCUCAUGGACGAGCUUGUGGACUACUACAGGGAGUGUGCCGAGUGCGGGAUCGUCCCGGAGAAAUCCAUGGGAGUGAAGAUGGCUUUCAAGGACUACGCCUAUCUUUUCCUCCAGGCCGGGGAGGACCGCGAUAUAGUUCGAGGAAAAUGGGGGCACGCUCACGCGCUCUCUCACGGCCAUCGCUCCAACCGGUACCUCGGCAAUUGCCUCAUGAUAAUGUACAACCGGUGCGGCUACGUCCACGAGGCCCAGAAGAUCUUCGACGACAUCGUCUGGAAGAACGUCUUUACGUGGACUGUUUUGAUGAAGGGGUACGCCGACUUUGGCGAGUUCGAGCGCUCGGUGGCGCUCUUCCGGGAGAUGCUGGCUCGCGGCGAGCCUGCCAACGAGUAUACUUUCAGCUGCGCGCUCACUUGCCUCGGUGCUCUGAGGAUGCUGGAGCAGGGAAGGGUGGUGGACGGGAUCGCGAGGGAGAUGAGCUUCUCGUCCCGGAUCACGGCCGGGAACGCGCUGAUAAGUAUGUAUGGAAAGUGUGGAUCCAUUCCCGACGCUAAGAACGUUUUUGAUUCCAUGCAGGAGAGGAACGUCGUGACAUGGAACGCUCUCAUCGCGGCCUACGCGCAGAACGGUCUCUACAGGGAGAUCGAGUGGCUUCUCCCGGCUAUGGAGGUUGACGGCGUGAGGCCGAACAAGAUCAGCUUCAUGGGGAUCUCGCUGGCCGUGCCGAGCUUUCGGGAUGCUUUUGUGUCGGCCAGGCAGGUCCACAAGAGGAUGUUUGAUCUCGGGCUCGACCUGGUCGGCUACACGGCGCUGGUGAAGAUGUACGGGAGGUGUGGUCAGGUCGAGGAUGCGGAGGUAGUCUUUGAGGGGAUACCGUGGAAGGACGUAGUGGCUUGGACAGCGAUGGUGACGAGUUUUGCACAGAAUGGGUUUAGUGACAGGGCCUUCAAGUGCUACCGAAGAAUGCAGCUCGAGGGAAGGGUACCAAACAAGAUAACUUUGCUCGGGAUUGUGGAUGCGUGCGACAGUGCUCACAGGUGCAGGGAAAUCCGGUCACGCAUGGAAGGAGCUCCGUUUGAGUCGGAUACUUCGGUGAAGAAUGCGCUGCUAAGCCGGUUUGGAAGGCUAGGCAGCAUUGACGACGCUAGAGAUGUCUUUAAGAGCAUUGGCAAGAGGAACCUUGUGUCCUGGAACGCGAUGAUCUUCGCGCUGGUGCAGCACCAAAAGUUCGAAGAGGUUCUCGAUGCUUACAGGCAAUUGCAACUUGACGGGGAAAAGGCUGACAGGAUUAGUUUCAUCGGAGUUCUUGACGGCUGUGCGAUGCUGGAGGACUUGGUCGAAGGAAAGAAAGCUCACAGGCAUGUUUUGGAGAAGGGACUUUCGAAAGACAGGAUGAUUCGUAAUGCGCUGGUCAACAUGUAUGGGAGGUGUUCCAGAGUGGAGAAAGCUCGGCAAGUGUUUGAGAAGAUAGAAGAGAAAGACAUCGUUUCCUGGAACGCACUUGCCUCGGCCGCAGCGAGACACCAGCUACAUGACGAGGUUUUGGAGCUGCUCAGGGAAAUGGAUCUGGAAGGUGUCAAAGCGGACAGCAUCACUUUCAUUGCUGUGGUCGUGGCGUGUGGAAGUUUACGUGCUUUACGUGAAGGGACAGAAGUUCACGGGAGGAUUUACGCUGCAGGACUCUUGAAUGAUUCGGAGAAGAGCCGCAAGCUCAAGACGGCUCUGGUGGACAUGUAUGGGAAGUGUGGAAAUGUGGAGGCUGCAAAGGAGGUAUUUUCCAGCAUUCGGGGAAGGGACGACAUUCCAUGGACUGCUAUGAUGUCGGCUUCGGUUGGAAACACGGUAGAAACCUUGAGGUUACUCCAGGAAAUGGAUUUGGAAGGGGUCAAGCCGAGUAGCAUCGCGUAUGCGGUUCUUCUCGAUGCAUUCACAGGUCCGUUUGCUCUGGGCGAUGGAGAAAGGAUCCAUGCACGGAUCAGCGAGAGCUGGCUUCACAAGAACGCUCUUUUAAGCAUCUCCCUUGUCAAUAUGUACGCAAGGUGUGGAUGCUUGGAGCAGGCCAGAAAGGUGUUUGAGCAGCAGGGCGACGAUCUUGACAGUGUGGUCUUGUGGAACAGCAUGCUGGCAGCUUUUAUCAGUCAGGGCCACGGCUACGAUGCCCUCGAGCUCUCGCUGAGAAUGGACUUAGAAGGUGUAAAGCCGAGCGAGACCACUUUCGUCGCCUUGCUCGAAGCCUGUAGCUUGGUCACGGACAGACAACGGGGUGACAAGCUCUAUCGCCGGUUUAGACGCAGUGGUUUCGCUCCCAACGUCAUCGUCGACACGGCUCUUGUCAACUUACACUCGAUUUCCGGCGGUAGCCUGGAAGAUAUCCGGACCUUUUUCGACAAGAUGAAAGUCAAGACACAAGUAUCGUGGAGCUCCAUGAUCUCGGCCUAUGCGCGAAGAGGCCUUUCCGACGAGGCGCUGGAGCUGCUUGGAAGCAUGAUCCAGCUCGGGCUGGACCCGGACGGAGUUACUUUCAUCAGCUUGCUCUCCGGUUGCAGCUAUGGAGGACUGGUGGGCGAAGCUUGCCAGUGUUUCUACUCGCUGGAGCACGACCAUGGAUUAAAACCGGGAGUGGAGCACCACCGGAUAAUAGUGGACGUUUUGGGACGAGCAGGCUGGCUCGAUGAAGCCGAAAAGAUGGCUGGAAUGGCGAGCGACGAGAAAAAUAUCGAGGGUGGCACUGGUGCAUGGACGAGCCUCUUAAGUUCGUGUAGAAACUUUGGAGACUCCGAGAGAGGCGCUCGAGCAGCGGCGGCGGCCUCGCAGCGGGAACCGGGCAGACCAUCGUCUUAUUUGAUCCUCUCGAGUAUCUACGCCGAAGAAGCCGCCGCUCGCGAGAGUGCUAGUUUCCUGGCUGGGAAUGAUCCGUCGAGCUGGGGUGCCGCGUGUGGGGAGAUCACUCCAGUGGAGGACGAUGAGGACGAGCUGAUUAGCAUCUCCAAGCUCGCUCGAAUGGGUCCUCGGCGGCCAGGGAAGCCCGACGGUCUGGACGCUUGAGGAGGAAAAAGAAGCAAACUACUAUUUCCCUCCAAAAAGGAGGAAAACUUUCUGCUAGGUUGGGGCCAAGGUGGGAUUUUGGAGUCGCCCUCUUGGAUUUUGGGAGUAGCUUGUGCGAUCUUUGGCGGCUGGGAUGAAGGUUUUGGCUUCCGAGCAAGACUGGCAGAUUGUGGACGACGAUGGGUUUGUGUACAAGCGAGCGAGACGGGAGGAGGCGGCGGCCAUAGAGAAAGUUACAGAAAAUGAAGAAGAGGAAGAAGAAGAAGAAGAGGAAGACGAACUAGACGUUGUGAGUCCAGAGGAACUGCUGGCACAACGGCGAGAACUUCUACUCAAGAAGAAAGAAAUGUACGCUACAGAGCUCAGGCUCUGGGACGAACUCCUCUCGAGACAAGAAGAGAUAAACGCCGCCACACUUCCUCCAUCUCUUCCUUCGGCGGUGACGGACUCUCCGGCCAUCAUGCUCGGGGAGCCUCACUACGAACCAUACGAAGAACUCUUGCAAGAGAUCCAAGAUCUAGAGUUUUUCAUCCAAAAGUACACGAGCUUCUGCGAGAGAGCCGAGGACAUGGUGAUGCUGCUCAACGAGAAGAUCAAAAACCACAGGUUGCAGCAGCUGCGCAGCCCUCGCCAGAUCUUCCUGGAAACGACGACCAGCGCUGACUAAAACGCUCGCCGAUCCGACGGGUGGCACCCGGCCUUGUGACGGACGGCUCACACUAAAUAUACCAAUCGCAUAUGCCCCCGCCAAUUCAAAAAAGCGAGGGCUUGAGGGGCGCGACUUUUAGCA
Molecule: messenger RNA, 4268 nt
Organism: Selaginella moellendorffii
Lineage: Eukaryota; Viridiplantae; Streptophyta; Lycopodiopsida; Selaginellales; Selaginellaceae
Product: pentatricopeptide repeat-containing protein At2g39620-like
Exons: 4
Coding region: 11-3478 (1155 amino acids)
Biological process (GO): RNA modification
Cellular component (GO): intracellular membrane-bounded organelle
Molecular function (GO): protein binding; RNA binding
Source: RefSeq, a predicted model, not a curated record